Molecule: messenger RNA, 462 nt
Organism: Cokeromyces recurvatus
Lineage: Eukaryota; Fungi; Mucoromycota; Mucoromycetes; Mucorales; Mucoraceae
Exons: 1
Coding region: 83-316 (77 amino acids)
Source: RefSeq, a predicted model, not a curated record
GUUGUUGUAUUUAUGAUUAUUUUUUUCAGCCUACUCUAUUUUAUAAAACAUAAAACUCUUCUAGGCCAAUAGGAUAUAGUUUAUGUAUAAAAAAGUCAGUUUUCUUUUCUUUUUUUUUUUCAGAUUUAUCAUAUUAUGUAAUUAUUAUUUUUUUCAUAAAAAAAAAAAAAAGCUUAAGAAUCCGAGGAAUGAAAGUAAGCUGCCUAAAACGGAUAGUCAUUCAUCAGGGGGAUACACAUACAUGUACACACACAAAAAAAAAAAGAAAAAUCUAAAAGAACAACAAGUUGUUUCCUUUUUCAUUUCAUCAAUGUAGUUAGUCGCAUGUUUUUGAUUUGAAUCGCAUAUUACGUUUUAUGAUUAUCCAAAUGUCUGCUUCCGAUUGGUAUCCAACAAUUUGUUACCAUGAAAAUCAGCCUUCUUUUUAAAAAAGAAUAUCAUAUUAUUAAUUUAAAAAGGCGU